AGUGCCCUGCUCUUUAAUGAAGUUAAAUACGUAGAAACACUGGCAGAUCUUCAAAACAUUGAAAAUGUCUUGAAAGGGAAGUCAAACAUGGUCUUUGCCUAUGUACCAGCUACUGGGACAGCAGAGCACAGAGCUGUGAUGGAGGCAGCUUUUGCCUAUGGCACUGUCCACCAGUUUGUUCUGACAACUGAGGCAACGCUGUUGAAAGACAGUAGCAACAGUGAUGCACCAUCUGCCCAGCUGUUCUUCUGCCACUGCCAGCAGGCCACGGACCUGACACAGCCCUGCAGGAGGACAGCCAUGGGGCAGGCUCUGACAUUGCUCAACAUCCACAGGCACCUCAAGCUCAUGGGGGCUCCGCUGGUGACAGAGGUGGCUGAGGACCCAGAGAAGGUUUCCACUGUGCACUUACAGCUUGGGCUACCACUUGUGUUCAUCCUCAGCCAGAAGGAGACCUACGAGGCUGACAGGAGGACAGCAGAGUUUGUGGCCUGGCAGCUCUUAGGGAAAGCAGGAGUGGCCCUUUUGUCCAGGGACCUGGUGGAUUUGAACGUUCUGCUCCGGUCAAACGUGGCUCUCAAGACACCAAAUGAGGGGGUGCCAAUCAAAUACCUGGCCUUGGAAGACACUGAUGAAGUUAUAACCCUAGUGGAAGAUAAAAACAAGGUUGAACAAAUCCAGGAGGAUGAGGAGGAGGAGGAGGAAGAAGAGGAUGAAAAAGAGAAUAACAAUCAAGACAUUCAGGAUGAUCAGGUGGUGGAAGCAGUUUCCAGAGACAAGAAGCAAGAGCUGCCCCUGGAGCAGACCCGUGUCCUGACAGAGGAGACCUUCCACUCUGCCCUCCUGGAGACUGCCAGGACAGUGGUCCUCUUUUAUGCCAGCUGGGAGGCCGUGUCCCUGGCAGUGCUGAGGUCUUACACUGAGGUGGCUGAUCACCUGAAAGGAACUGAGGGGGUUUUGCUCUCUCGGGUGAACUGUUGGGACUGGCCUGGCCUUUGCACACAGGAGAAUGUCACUCAGUUUCCUGCCAUCAAGAUUUACCAGAAGGGAGAGGGCUCUGUGCUCUACGGUGGCAUGUGGGGCACUGCGGAGCUGACGAGCUUCAUCAUGCUGAGCCGAGUUUCCUGCCCUCUGAAGCUGGCCACGAUUGAUGAAGCAGAGGGAUAUCUAAGAGGAGAGUUUCCAUCUGAGCUGGCAUCCUUCCACCACACUUCACUUCUAGGGGUAUUUAGCACAGCCACAAAUGAAGCCAGGGAAGCUUUUGAAGAAGCAGGAAGCAUCUUAAGUGGCCAUGUAACGAUGGGGAUGUAUUUGGAAGAUGAUGCUUUGGCUUUGUCCCGUAAAUACGCCGUGUCUCCCCCAGCCCUCCUCCUUGCCAGGAGGGGAGGUCAGAGUGUGGAAGGCAUCACUUUGUCCAAACAGAGCACGCAGGACAUGGUGCAGAUGAUCAGAUAUGAAUUGCUGGACAUUUUUCCAGAAAUCAACGUGCAAAAUCUGCCCCACUACUUGCAACUCGGAAAGCCCUUCCUCAUCCUGUUCAGCGAUGGUGACAUCGGUCAAAUGGAAAGCAAGGAAAUGCUGAAGCUGGCAAAAGGAACACCCCAGCAAGCAUUUGUGGCUUGUUGGUUGAACUUGAGGAAGACCCCAGUGGGACGUGGCAUCCUGAAGGCAUAUUUUACCACCAUCCCUCCACUCCCUGUCCUCAUCUGGGUGAACCUUCAUGCUGGGGGUCAGGUAUUCAAGUUCCCACCAGAGCAGCCCAUCACUGAAACCAACCUCUUGUCUUGGCUGGAGAAGAUAGAAGCAGGAGUGGAGAUUCCCAGCAGUACCUUGUCUGAGGAAGAGUGGAAACCACCUCUCCCUGCUUAUGACUUCCUUCAGAUGAUGGAGACAGCCGAGCUCCCCCUCCACACCUCCCACCAUCAUGGGGACACACCCAGGAGCCCAGGAGAGGACCCUGUGACCCGUGAGGAGCUGUCCCAGGAGAACAAGGCAGAGAAAGUCGGGUCGCCUGGGAGGGACCUGAGGGGAACAGCCCCAAGGCUGGCAGCAAGGGAGAAGCAGGGCAAGAGACACAGUGAGCUCUGA
Messenger RNA from Merops nubicus (carmine bee-eater), 2088 nucleotides. It is a transcript of the gene TXNDC16, whose product is annotated as thioredoxin domain containing 16. The transcript is spliced from 15 exons. The record is from RefSeq and is a predicted model, not a curated record. The annotation marks the transcript as partial. NCBI's taxonomy places the organism in Eukaryota, Metazoa, Chordata, Aves, Coraciiformes, Meropidae.